GGCCGCCCGCGUUCAUGUCCUCCCUCCUCCGUCUCACUCGCCUCCAUCUCCGCACACUCGCGUAUACGCACCGUUCACAUCUUUUACUGCGACCAUACUCAUCUCAGCUCCGUAACAUGUCCGCGAAAACCAUCGCUGUUCUCGACGAGUCUGAACUCAAGGAUGGAGAGAUGAAACAAGUGGAUUUCGAAGGCGAAGGCAAGGUGCUCCUUGCACGUCUCGGCGACAAGAUUCACGCGACGAGCGCAUUCUGCACUCACUACGGUGCCCCUCUUGCGAAGGGUGUCCUCACUGCCGAUGGUCGUGUUGUCUGCCCCUGGCAUGGUGCCUGCUUCAACGUGUGCACUGGUGAUAUUGAGGAUGCGCCUGCACCCAAUCCCAUCCACUCUUUCAAGGCGUACAUCGCCGACAACAAGAUCCACGUGACCGCGAAUCCCUCCGACACGCUCAAGAGCAACCUCUCCCGCCAACCCAAGCUGUCUGCUGCAACUGUAAGCAACAGAAAAGGUGUCGUCAUUGUCGGUGGCGGCAGUGGUACGUUUCACUGUGUCGAAGGCUUGCGCGAGCACGGGUACAAUGGUCCGAUCACUGUGCUCUCGAGGGAGUACUACAGUCCAAUUGAUAGGACUAAGUUGAGUAAGGCGCUUAUCACGGAUCCGGCGAAGAUCGAGUUGCGCUCUCCUGAGGAGCUAAAGACAGAAUAUGGUGUUGACCUUCGAACCAGUACCGAGGUUACUGCGGUGGACGUGCCUGCAAAGGAAGUCGUCGUUGGUCAGAACAAGGAGCGCGUUCCAUACGAUACGCUUAUCCUGGCGACGGGCGGUGUGGCCAGGAGGCUCCCGAUCGAGGGUAAAGACCUUGCGAAUGUCUACACUCUGAGAGGCAUUGAUGAUGCGAAGAAGAUUGACGCAGCUUGCCAGGAGGGUAAGCGACUCGUAGUGAUCGGUUCCUCCUUCAUCAGCAUGGAGCUCGUGGUCGCGGUCUCGAACCGCAAGCUCGCGUCGAUCGAUGUUAUCGGUCUGGAGGAAGUCCCCUUCGAUUCCAUCCUUGGCAAGCAGGUUGGCCAGGGUCUCAUGAAGUUUCACAUCAGCAAGGGUGCGCGCUUCCACAUGCAAAGCACCAUUGAGAAGAUUGUGCCUUCGAAGACGGACUCGUCUAAGGCCGAGGCUGUUAUUUUGAAGACGGCUGACGGUCAGCGGACACUGCCAGCAGACGCAAUAGUCAUGGGCGUUGGUGUUGCCCCCGCGACACAGUUCCUGAAGGGGAGCAAGGGUUUCGAAAAUGCGCUUGACAAGAGCGGGGGGGUGGUCGUGGAUCAGUUCUUGCAGGUGAAGGGAGUGGAGGACGUGUAUGCCAUUGGCGAUAUUGCGAUCUACCCUCAGCCUGGGACGGGGGAGAUGAGGAGGAUCGAGCACUGGAACGUUGCUGGCAACCAAGGACGUGCGGUCGGUAAAACGAUCGCGGAAGGAAAGCCCCAGCCGUACGUCAAGAUCCCUGUGUUCUGGAGUGCACAGGGUCAGCAGCUGCGCUACUGUGGCGUUGGCGCAGGAUUCGAUGAUAUUAUCAUGGUCGGAAAUCCAGAUGAGAUGAAAUUCAUUGCAUACUAUGUGAAAGACGAUAAAGUCGUUGCAGUGGCUAGCAUGCAAAACGACCCUGUUGUCAGCAAGGCAUCUGAGCUCAUGCGGCUGGGCAUGAUGCCAUCGCCUGCAGAGCUGAGGGGUGGUAAGGAUAUUCUGUCUGUUGAUAUCCAGACCGUUAGCGCAAAGGGCAGGGUGUUGUCAGCCAACUAAGAGAACGUUGUGCAUGUCAAGAGAAGAAGCAAAUGACUCGGUGUAUCGUGUGAUGAUUGGACUUGUAUAAGAAGAUAGCCUCCUGUAGUUCUACGCCUGUAGCAUAUAGCCCUCGUGAACGCGAUCAACAGAAUCUUGUAAGCUGUAGCAUUGAAAAGAAUUUUUGACAGAGGGCAU
Molecule: messenger RNA, 1967 nt
Organism: Laetiporus sulphureus 93-53
Lineage: Eukaryota; Fungi; Basidiomycota; Agaricomycetes; Polyporales; Laetiporaceae
Exons: 14
Coding region: 117-1790 (557 amino acids)
Cellular component (GO): cytoplasm
Molecular function (GO): 2 iron, 2 sulfur cluster binding; oxidoreductase activity, acting on NAD(P)H; flavin adenine dinucleotide binding
Source: RefSeq, a predicted model, not a curated record